UUAUAGAAAGCGUACCAUUUUUUAUUUCAAGAAUGGCUUGUCUUGUAGUUCUUCAAUUGAGAGAAAACAAUGGUGUUAGAAUUGCCAUGUGGUGAUACUCACUCCUCGUGUUCAAUUAUAUGAGUGAUUCAAUAGGCUCCACCUUUUCUUGAUUCUGAAACACAAGAAAGGGAAAAGAAAAUCAUACGCAAAACAGUAUUUAUUGAUGACUAAGUGCAAAGCCAAAGACAGCGAGAAACAAAAGGGUUAUACCAGAGGGUAAAGAGAUUGAAACAAGUUGAGGUACGUAAUCCUUUUCAAAGAAAAAAGAAGAAGCUAAGUUUAACUUUUUGUGUUGGUAUGGAGUCUCCAAGAAUCCAUGAAGGAGUUGCUGAGGAGAAGAGUAGUUGUGAAUCAGGAUGGACUAUGUACAUAGAAGAUUCCUUCCAUGGAAACCAUCAGUCUGAGGUUGUCUAUGAAGAAUAUGUUGAUGAUGGUAAUCAUUUCCGUGUAAAAUAUGUCGAUGAUGAUAGUAGUGAAAAUGGGAGCGAUGACUCGAUGACUUCUGAUGCAUCUUCAUGGCCUAGCACUCAGCUUCCGAGGAAGACAAAGAAUCAAGCAGCUGCAAAGAAUAGUAGUGCCAAACAAGUCAAUCAUCACCCAAAGAACAGAGCUUGUGAAAAAUCCACCGACCAAGAAGAAGAUUCUGAGUUCAAGGGUAGAACAAGAACCACUGCAGCUAGUCGUGUUCGAAGUAGAGGUAAGGUGAGAAAAACCAGAUAAGACUCUCAGUACUGGUUUUAAUUCCUAUUGCUAUAUCCAUUGUUAUCUUUGGCUCAAGGGAUAUCGACAUCCAGACCAUGGAGUUGUUUACCUUCAUUUGAGAUUUGUGUGUAAAUGCAUUGUUUUCUAUAACAGGAUUAUGUUCUUGGUUAAAGCAAAUCCCGUUCCUGUAACGUUAUCUUUAUUGGAGCUAUUCUAAUAAUAUCUACCUUUUCUGAACA
Molecule: messenger RNA, 983 nt
Organism: Raphanus sativus (radish)
Lineage: Eukaryota; Viridiplantae; Streptophyta; Magnoliopsida; Brassicales; Brassicaceae
Product: protein SOB FIVE-LIKE 2-like
Exons: 1
Coding region: 340-762 (140 amino acids)
Biological process (GO): cytokinin biosynthetic process
Source: RefSeq, a predicted model, not a curated record